UCCACAAACACAAAGAUUUAGUUUCAUGAAUCGUGUUCGCCUUCUUGCAAAACACUCGGUGAUUGUUUUUUGACCUAUAUACCUCUCGUUGUCCUCUUGAAGUUCUUACACAUUAAAUCUCCCAUAUUUCAGAGAGCAAUUGUCAUAAUAAAGGAAGGAAGGAAGAAAGAUGGCCUCAAUCAUUAAAGCUUUAGCACCGGUGGUGAGGCGAGUCGGCACAUCUGCAUCUGCUACGAGACCUGCAAUGAGACUUAGUAGACAGAGCAGAAUAUAUCAACAGUAUGCACCUUAUUAUUCUACCUCCCAAGAUACCUAUCGAUUCUAACACCAGCGCAGUGCCCAUCCGCUUUCCGCCACCACUCGCCUUCGUUCAGACCCCAUCGACAUAACUGAGAUUCCUCCUACUCCCAUAUCGCACCUUUCUGAAAUCGAACUCGCCAUGUCUGAAUCUGUCUCGAAAUUUGCGAAUGAUAUCAUCGCGCCCAAAGUACGGGAUAUGGAUGAGGCUGAGAGUAUGGAUCCCGCGGUCGUGGAACAGUUGUUUGAGCAGGGACUCAUGGGAGUCGAGAUACCUGAAGAGUAUGGAGGUGCGGGAAUGAACUUCACCGCGGCGAUUGUGGGGAUUGAGGAAUUGGCAAGGGUCGAUCCUAGUGUGAGUGUUUUAGUGGAUGUGCAUAAUACUCUGGUCAACACUGCGGUCAUCAAAUAUGCGAGUAAGGAGUUGAAGAACAAGUGGUUGCCAAAAUUGGCUACGAAUACUGUUGGUUCAUUCUGUUUGUCUGAACCAGUAUCUGGAUCUGAUGCUUUCGCUCUUGCCACAAAAGCUACCAAAACAGAUUCGGGAUAUACGAUUUCUGGAAACAAGAUGUGGAUUACCAAUUCGAUGGAAGCAGGGUUUUUCAUUGUAUUUGCAAACAUUGACCCAAGUAAAGGAUACAAGGGAAUUUCAGCUUUCAUAGUUGAGAAGGGUAUGAAGGGAUUUUCUAUUGCUAAGAAGGAGAAGAAACUUGGUAUCAAGGCUAGCAGCACGUGUGUUCUUAACUUUGAUGAUGUGGAAAUCCCCAAAGAGAAUCUUUUGGGAGAAGAGGGUCAAGGUUACAAAUAUGCUAUUGCCCUUUUGAAUGAGGGCCGUAUCGGAAUUGCAGCUCAAAUGACUGGGUUGGCUUUGGGUGCAUUCGAAAAUGCUACCAAGUAAGCAUGAUAUAAGCAUAUAUUUUCUGUUCAGUGACUAACAACUCAUAAUAGAUACGUAUGGAAUGAUCGAAAGCAAUUUGGACAGCUUGUAGGAGAUUUCCAGGGUAUGCAACAUCAAAUCGCACAAUCCUAUACAGAAAUCGCCGCAGCUCGUGCUUUAGUCUACAACGCUGCACGCAAGAAGGAGGCUGGUGAGGAUUUUGUUCAGGAUGCCGCUAUGGCUAAGUUAUUCGCCUCGCAAGUCGCUCAAAGAGUCAGUGGAUUGGCUGUUCAAUGGAUGGGUGGUAAGUAAAAUAUUUCAUAUUUAUUGCUCUCACUCAACACUAACUGUUUUGAUAGGUAUGGGGUUUGUUCGUGAAGGAAUUGCGGAGAAGAUGUGGCGAGAUUCGAUGAUAGGAUCUAUCUAUGAGGGAACGAGUAAUAUUCAAUUAACAACAAUAGCAAAGUUGUUGAAGCAACAAUACAAGUCCUAGAGAUAGAAAAAGAGAGGAAGAAUCGAUACCAAUUUAGACUUAUAGAUGAGAACCAAUAAAGUAGAAUGUGCUAUGAACAAU
Molecule: messenger RNA, 1748 nt
Organism: Sclerotinia trifoliorum
Lineage: Eukaryota; Fungi; Ascomycota; Leotiomycetes; Helotiales; Sclerotiniaceae
Source: the annotation of a GenBank genome assembly